CAUAUUGGGCUUCUGAACCUACGGGUGCUUGGAAGCAAUUUUCAGUGGACGGUGGUUUUGUUUCGGGUUUCGAGGAUCGUUUGAACGGUUGGAGUCGGUUCUUCUUAAGUGACCCAGUGAUCGUGAACAGAACACUAAAGCAUCCCAAGUCGAAAAGGACUAGAAGAAACAGUGAGCCUUUCCGGAUUAGUAGCAGCGUUCAACGAAGAGUGUUGUUCUGAUCAAGAUGAUGCUGUUCGUAAUAGCAUCAGCGCUGGUUGUGCUAGCGCAAACCGACGCCGGCAAUGUGGCCACCUCAUACAGCGUGAUCCACCAUGGAGAAUCACAGGAUCGCGUCCUCCACAAACCGCAUAUAUUUGCCCCAUCCUCACACGUUGUCCACAAUGCCCCACACUUUGCGCCUCUAAUCAGUGCCCAGACCACCAAGUACACUGUACCAUUCCUGAGCGCGUACAACCCAGUCGCCCAGUGCCCUGCCCCACCACUGUGCCAGAAGUCCCGCUACCGCACCCUGGACGGAUCGUGCAACAAUCUGCAGAACCCAACUUGGGGUACCCCGAACCGACCCUACGGCCGUCUGCUGACUCCAAAGUACGGUGAUGGCAUUUCAACCCCAACCUCCUCGAUCACUGGCCAGGAUCUGCCAAACUCUCGUCUUGUUUCGCUUGUUGUUUUCGGCGACGAAGAUGUCCCUGAUCCACAGUUCACUAUUGCCAACAUGCAGUGGGGUCAGAUCAUGACGCACGAUAUGAGUCUGCAGGCCGGCGGUACCCAAUCCAAGAAACACUCCACCAGAUGUUGCACAGACGAUGGUAAGCUGAUCGGCAAGGACUCCUCACCAGCAACCUGUUAUCCAAUCAUUGUUCCGGAGAAUGACCCCGCGCACUCCCAAACCGGAACCGAAUGUAUCAACUUUGUCCGAACCCUCACCAAUCGCGAAGAUGCCUGCACCCGAACGCACCCAACCGAACCUGCCGAACAGCUUACCACCGUCACCUCGUGGUUGGAUUUGUCCAUGGUCUACGGAAACUCUGACCAGCAAAAUGCUGGAAUCCGUGCCUUUACCGGAGGUCGCCUCACUACCGUCCAGCGAAACGGUUACGAGUGGCCACCAAAUAACCCCAACGCCACCACCGAUUGCGAUCUUGUUCAACGUGACGAAGUCUGCUAUCUGGCCGGAGAUGCCCGAGUUAACCAAAACACUGGACUGACCAUCAUGCAGAUCAUGCUGCUCCGUGAGCACAACCGCAUCGCCGACAAUCUCCAGAAGCACAACCCCCAUUGGGAUGAUGAGCUACUGUUCCAGGAAGCCCGCCGUAUCAACACCGCCCAGUACAACCAAAUCAACUACUACGAAUGGCUGCCAAUCUUCCUCGGAAAGGAAAACAUGCUCAAGAACCGUCUGAUCUACAACGUCAAGGGAGGCGACUACAUCAACGACUACGACCCAGCCCAGGAUCCCUCAGUGCUGAACUCCCACGCCACCGCCGCCUUCCGUUACUUCCACUCGCAAAUUGAAGGACGUCUGGACCUGGUCUCCGAAGCCCGUAAGCCAACCGGAUCUAUCCGCCUCAGCGACUGGUUCAACCGUCCAUCGAUCAUCGAAGCCGGCGACAACUAUGACUUCCUGGCCCGCGGUAUGGCUACCCAGCCCGAAGAACUGACCGAUGUGAACUUCGAUGCCGAAAUCAAACACUUCCUGUUCCGCCGCGGACGUCCCUUCGGAUCGGAUCUGCGUGCCUUCGACAUCCAACGUAACCGUGACCACGGUCUGGCCGGAUACAACGAUUACCGCGAGUUCUGUGGCUUCAAGCGUGCCCACUCCUGGGAAGACUUCAUGGAUCUCAUCUCGGCUCAGGACGUCGCCAAAUUGCAAUCCCUGUACUCCAACAUCGACGAUGUGGAUCUAACCGUCGGUGGUGCCCUCGAAUCGCACGUCAACGGAGCCCUGGCCGGUCCCACCUUCCUGUGCAUCCUGACCGAGCAGUUCUACCGCACCCGUGUGGCCGAUCGUCACUUCUACGAACGUGGCGAUAAGGAAACGGCCUUCACCCGGGAACAACUGGCCGAGAUCCGCAAGGCCAGCAUGGCUCGUAUCUUCUGCGACAACGGAAACCACGUGACCGCAAUGCAGCCGAAGGCCUUCUGGCGGCCAUCGGCCCACAAUCAAGUCGUUUCCUGCUCACAGAUCCCCGAGAUCGAUCUGAGCCUCUGGAAAGAUCUGUCCUACGACAACAGCCUGCACUCGUUCCACUACUUCCACGACUUCAAGAAAUAAGGCACAGUACUGAAACAAAGAGAGAUAUUACCACGUGCAUUCUGCACCUACAUUACCAGUUAGCGAAACAAGCUCAAAGUUAUGUAGUUUAUUCCUAUGUUGCCAGAUUGUUUGUUAGUUGAUCAGCUUGUUCCCGAGUUUCCCAAAUUUCCUCAAUCAAACUUCCUCAGAAUAAUCCUUGGAAAAGAUUCUAAAUUUUGUGUUUUAUAUUGUUUAUAACCGUGUGCGAAUCAAAAUCUACUAGUUUGCGUAAAUAGUAAUACGAGAAAGUACUACGAAAAAAGUCCGCCUUUAUUAGAACCUAUUGUUUGCCAUACAAUGAAAUUGCGACAGCAAUUGUGAAACCGAAACAAAAACACAGUCAUCGGUAAAACCUUAUAAAAAAAAGUCCACAAAAAUGUAGAAACCAUUCGCUUUUAGAAUCAAGUUACUGCUACAGCUGAAACUCAAAAAAAUAUAAAAGCAAAAAAUAGUUCUUUCGUGUUCAAUGUGAUACAUAAUUUCGAAGGGGUUUUAGCUGUGGCGCUAAUAGACCAUUCUAAAUGUGGUACCAAACAACGAACAAUACAACAUGAGACCCCGCCUGAUCCGUAUUAAUGCAUGUAGUGCAGAGUUACUACUCAAUGCGAGCUAUAUAGAUAAUUUAGUAGUGCUAUGUUUUUGUUUAGACUUAUUUAAUGUAUAGAUGAUGACGAAAACGAAGAGUGGAAAAAGUGUACAUGUUGAAAUGUAACGCAUGUUUUGUAGUGAAUAAAUAAUUUAAGAAAAAUAAA
Molecule: messenger RNA, 3051 nt
Organism: Armigeres subalbatus
Lineage: Eukaryota; Metazoa; Arthropoda; Insecta; Diptera; Culicidae
Product: peroxidase
Exons: 6
Coding region: 227-2278 (683 amino acids)
Biological process (GO): response to oxidative stress
Molecular function (GO): heme binding; peroxidase activity
Source: RefSeq, a predicted model, not a curated record